AUGAACGCGCUUGUUCGCUCACAUGCGCCGAAUGGUAUAAGUCUCUUGGCAAUUUAUAUUGCUGAGGCACAUUCAAGAGAUGAAUGGCCAGUUGGGCAAACAAUUUCAUGUAUUGAUCAACCAAAAACACUUGCACAACGACUGGAGAAUGCCGAACGAUUCAAGAAGAAUUUUAAUUUCGAAAUGCCUUUGCUUGUCGAUGAUAUCAAUAACAGUUUUCUCGAUACGUAUGGAUCGUGGCCAUUUCGUUUCUUUGUCAUUUAUGAAGGUGAAUUGAUAUUGAAAGCAGAACCUGACAAAGAAACUUUUUUCUAUAACUUGAACGAAAUCGAUAAGUGGAUUUCAAACUUCUAUGAAUCACGUUCUCAAACCAUUUAA
Messenger RNA from Rotaria sp. Silwood2, 378 nucleotides. Lineage: Eukaryota; Metazoa; Rotifera; Eurotatoria; Philodinida; Philodinidae. The record is from the annotation of a GenBank genome assembly.